GUACACAUCUUUAGUCAAGUACGGUGCCCAAAACUGGACAUACAAACUCCAGGUAAGGCCUCACUGAUGCCAAAUGGAGCAGCACUUACCUUGGUUUGCAAGUAACAUUUCUGUUAAUACAUCCCAGUAUGCUCCUGGUUUUUUGUUGGUUCUUUUUUUGUGACAAAAACACACUGUUGGCUGAUAUCCAGCUUCUGUAACUCCAGGUGCUUUUCUGCAGUGUUGCAGCCUAGCUAGUCUAUCCGUGCAUGCAGUUAUUCCAUCGUGAAUGACUAGGCUUGACUGAGUGUUAUAGGCUGUAUGAACUAAGGAAUAUUCUCCUCCUUGACAAAAGUACAUACAUUGUUUGCAUUAGAAGCAACUUUUCUCUGUACAUUAAUUUUUUCGCCUGUGAACAAAUGUAUUUAUAUUUAAUGCAAUCACACAUUUUACUAUUUUGUUAUAUUUAAAUAUGCCUAAAUUCUAAGUGACUACCACCAUUUUUUUGUUAAAAGAAAAGUAAACUUGUAUGGACUUUUAACAACUUUAUACUAAGACAACUUAAUUUAACUUGGGGUUUUCUAGAAUUAAAUAGCUGAGAUUUCCUUUCCAACAAUACUUCAGAAGCACAGAUAAAAAUGACUUCCUGUCUUACUAUUUCCUGUAUCCAUGGUAACCCCACUUUAACCACUCUCUCACUUGUUGUGGAGGAGCCUCUAGGAAGCAGUGUUUCCUGAGUGAGCAGUUUCAAAACCAAGGGGAAAAUGUGAGAGCUUUAAUAAACCAGAAUGUAAGAAAAGCCUUACAGACAGGUCUGCUAAGUUAACUUUUCCAGUGAAUGGCAUUAACAACAGGCUAAAUGAUAAAAAUGAACUACAGGUUUGGGCCAAGUCAGAAAUGAAUGGAAAAGCCAAAGACAGGGAUAUGUGUGGACUUCAAAAUUCUCUAUCCUGCAUAGGAGUUUUCCUGCAUAUCCUUAAUUGUUUUCUUUUGUUGGUGCUCCAGGAGGUAUUUAGUUGCCCAGCUGUCUGCCAGCUCUGCACAGGGGGACAUGUUCACUGCCGUAACUUAGGUCUUUCAAGUAUUCCAAAGAACUUUCCAAAAAGCACAGUUCUUGUAUAUCUGAGUGGAAAUAAUCUCUCUCAUGUAAUUCCAAAUGAAUUAACAGAACUUCGGAAACUUGUUGUGCUGUAUUUGGAUAAUUCCAACAUUUUACAUGUGUACCCAAAAGCUUUUGUUGAACUUAAUAAACUGUCCUAUUUACAUCUAGAUGAUAAUCACAUUAAACGUUUGGAUCCUGGAAUAUUUCAAGGGCUUUCAAAACUUAUUUUUUUGGAUCUUCAGAAUAACCAAAUAGCUUUUGUUCCUAGAGGAGUGUUUAGCGAUCUCACUUCACUUCAGUACUUAACACUUAAAAGAAAUCGUCUCACUAUCCUUGGAAGUGGCACAUUCUUGGGAAUGAUUAGUCUUCAAACACUUAAUCUAGCCUACAAUAAGAUUGCAUGGAUAUCGGAUUCAGCAUUUCAUCUCGUUGGAACCCUUGCAUAUUUAAACCUGGAGGGUAACAAUUUAACACGGGUGCCCUCAAGCGCCAUUGGAAUUCUCAAAAAUCUUGAGAGACUUUCCUUGUCUUACAACCCUAUUGGAAAAAUACACUCUUUUGCAUUUGAAGGACUUGACCAGCUUGAAUAUCUAUGUUUGAAGAGUUCAAAAAUAAAAAGCAUUCUCAUUAAUGGAUUUGCUGGGUUAAAUAACCUCAAACAGUUAAUUUUAAGUCACAAUGAUUUAGAAAAUAUAAAUGCCAGUACUUUUACCUUGUUGCAUAAUUUACUGUACCUGCAUCUAGACAGAAAUAAAAUAGUUAGUAUUGGCGAUAAUACAUUUGAAAAAGUUGGUUCCUCUUUGAAGAUAUUAAACCUAGCAUUUAAUAAAAUUGCAGACCUGCAACCUCAGGUACUCAAACCCUUGGUUUCAUUAAUUCAUCUGUAUGCAAGUUACAAUCCUUGGAACUGUAGCUGCAAAUUGUUUAGGCUACGCAAUUGGUUAGCAUCAUCUUCAAUCUCUGUAAAAAUACAUUGUCAAAAUCCACCAAGUAUGCGUGGUAGGCCUUUGUAUUAUGUUAAAUGGACUGAAUUUACAAACUGUGCCAGUACAAACGCCAAUCCAGAAGCAGUCUGGAAUCUGAAACCUGCAGGUAUGCAUCAUAGUACCACCACUUUAGUGAUGGCACUGCAUAAGGUGACUAGAUACAAUACACACAAACAUUUGGGAAAUUCUGCUGCUAAACAUGUUACUUUAUGGGGAAGAGCCCAAGCCACAUCUGGUAGUCAGUUUUUUUAUGAAGAAUAUGCCACUGGGAAUCCAUCACAGGCAACUACGAUGUUAUCAGUUUUGCCAGUGCAAAUGACAGCACAGAUCAUACCUGUUAAUUUAACCAUGGAAGAGAAUAAUAGUGUGUUUCCAUCAAGUGCUGCAUCUGUAUCACUAAAAACAUCUCUCCUCUGCACACAGCAAGUGGAGAAGCUGAAUCGGGCAUUUGACAUUUUACUAGCCUUUUUUAUUUUGGCUUGCAUUGUGAUCCUUUUUCUAAUCUAUAAAAUCAUUCGAUUAAAACAGAAACUGAAGCUACCAGGAAACUCAGAGGAAAAGGGAAUAGAGUACUACAGUUGUUAUCAGGCUGGCAGAUACAAUGUGACUAACCCAGUUCAGCCCCUGUCUCAUAAUCCAGUGAGGAAUUCAGAAUUAGACCAAAUUAGACUUCUCAAACGAACAGCGCCUGAGAAUCAGGCACAGGUCAUCUUGUUUGAGCAUUCAGCACUAUGAUUUAUUCAGUUUGACUUCUUUUGUUGAUUUUUUUUUUUUUGGAGGGGGCGGUACUUUAAAACAUCAAGAAAUCAAAUAUCUGAGGUUCUUUUAAAUAAUUUGUUCCUCUGUCAGAUCAACUAGUUCUUGGCAUUAUGGAAAAUGUUACAACCUAGGAUCUAUAUUAUGAUUCUUUCUCCAAAUGCUACUUGUUCUGACCUUUUGUGAUGGAUGAAUAUUCUGCUCUGUUUCCCUUUGAAGGAAACCUUCUUAUAUUACUCUUGUAUAUUGCAAUAUGUUCAGUAAGAAGUUAAAGCUAUGGCUUCAACUUUUUAUCCAAUAUUCAUUCGUUUUAAAUUUUGUAUGGAAAUAAUGUGUUUUGUUAAAUGAGUAAGGAAAAUCAAUUAUUAUCCACAUUAUGAGAUGAAAUGUUUUUCUGGGGAAAAUAGUGCUCUAAGAGGAUCUUUUUAAUAUGUGCAUUGCUAUUCACAAUGGGUUAGAAAAUUGAAAACAGUGAGGGGUGAUUUAGCUCAGUUGCUGAGUGUGGUGCUAAUAACACCAAGGUCAUAGGUUUAAUCCCUGGCUGGACUAGAUGAUCCCCUGAGGUCUCUUCCAGCCUUACUUCUCUAUGAAAGCUUUCCUUUUUGCUUAACAUGAACUGUUUUACAUUUUCUGAGAAAGAGGGGAAAAUUAAAAAUUCUGUAUAUUUUUUGUAUAUCAAUAUAUUGCUAAAGUAAAAAAUAGUUGCAUGCAGUGUGUAUAAUAAAAUACAUACAUUGUUGA
Molecule: messenger RNA, 3564 nt
Organism: Gavialis gangeticus (Gharial)
Lineage: Eukaryota; Metazoa; Chordata; Crocodylia; Gavialidae
Gene: LRRC70
Product: leucine rich repeat containing 70
Exons: 2
Coding region: 877-2802 (641 amino acids)
Cellular component (GO): plasma membrane
Molecular function (GO): protein binding
Source: RefSeq, a predicted model, not a curated record